AGAGCUCGCCAGUGAAGCAGUGGAGCUGCGCUGAGUUAACUGGAUACAGAGCAGUUAGUUUCAGACGCUGCCCUCAGACUAACCUCUGAAGAUGGUCAAUCACUGCUGCGUCUCUGGAUGCAGAAGCGAAGCCAAGCGCACCACUAAGCGCUUCCACAGGUUCCCUAAAGACCUGAACAUCUGCAGACUGUGGCUCUCAGUCAUAAAGCACCGACUGGCCUCAGAGAACAUAAACAGAGACAGUGUGAAGAACCUGCGGGUGUGCAGUGAUCACUUCUUACCGGAGGAUUACAGAGAGAGAUCCUUAAAUAACUCGCUCAACGCUUCAGCUGUGCCUUCGGUUUUCUCAUGGAAUCUACCUCGAAGAAGCGACACCGAGGUGUUUUCCAAUAAAGAAGGUACGGCCUCAAUGUGUUCAGAGGUGGAAGAGAAAUCGUGGCGUAAAGCUGUCAAGAGCCUUCAAACAAAUCACGGAACUAGCAUUUUCAAGAGUAAUGAGGUGCUGGUGAGCACACAGUGUUUGCUGGAGCUCUUCCAGUACUGCUCGCUCUGUCAGAUAGAGAGCUGCAUUACCAUUGAGGGCCAUGAGAAGCAGUUUUCAAUUACCCAGGACUGCCAGAGCUGUGGCUAUCACAGACAGUGGAGGAGUCACCCCACUCCCGCUGACGAACCUGCGGAGGCCUUAAAUACGCAGCACAAAGACCCUGAGGAGGCCAUCCAUGAAGAACAAGAGGUUGAGGAUGCAGAGACGGAACAUACUCCUGAGCCUGGGGACGAGGAUGCGGAGGAGGUUGUGAUUCAGAUUGUGUCGUCGGAUAACGAAGGCACCGAACAGAACUGUGAGCAGGUGUUGCUCGAAAAGAACGAAUCAUAUUUAUCAAGGGCUGAAGAGAAAACAAGUGAACGUGAAGCACCAGAGAAAAAGAAAAACGGAAAGAGAAAGUCUCAGAGAGAGGACCAUUUGGAUGAAGUGGCCGCAGACUCUGAUAUAUCCAAAGAUGAAGGUGUGUUCAUUGUAGAAGAGGUGGAGAAAACAAACAUGGAAAAGAGGGAGUCCAAGAGGCAGGAGAGAUUGGAUAAAGUGGAUGCAGACUCUGAUGGCUCCAUGGAUGAAGGUCUCUUUAUUGUGGAAGAGAUGGAGAAAAAGAAUACUGGAAAGAAGGAUUCUAGGAAGCAGGACAGUUUGGAUGAAAUGGCUGCAGACUCUGACUCUGUGAUGUCCAAGGAUGAAGGUUUCUUCAUUGUGCACCAGGUGGAGAAAAGAAGCACAAGAAAGAGGAAGUGUAAGAGGCAGUACAACUUCAAUGAAGUGGAUGGAGACUCGGACGAAUUCUUGGAUGAAGAUCUCUUCGUUGCGGAGGAGGAGGAGAAAAAGGAAUCGGGAAAGAGGAAGUCUAAGAGGCAGGACAGUUCAGAUGAGUGGGAACCACGUUUGGAUGAGGUGGCAGCAGAUUCUGAUGUAUCCAUGGAUGAAGAUCUCUUUAACACGUUAACAGAGGAUGGUCAGGGUAAAGUUGUAGUCUGGUGCACAGUCUGCAAGACUGACGCUACGCUCUCUUGUUCCCUCCAUCGCCACAAAAAAGUGUUCGCCUGUGCCCAGUGCGGCGCUGGUGACGACGUCGAGACACAUAGUUUUGAAAAACUAGCUUAUCGCUUUAAUAACUUUGCCAGCUUUCAGAAACAUGCUGAAAAGGAACAUGGAGCCAAACCACUUCACAAAGUCUGUCAGGAAUGUGGCAAGCUUAUUUUAUCAGAACCCAAAUCCAGCGGUAGGAAAGAUCACAAAUGUGAAAAGGCCAAACCUAUCGUCUGUCCAGAAUGUGGGAAAAGAUUCCUUACCGAGGUCGGCUUAAAGAGACAUUUCAGUAAGCUCCAUAAAGACGCUGACCACCCGUGCAAAUACUGUUUAAAGCUCUUCACGAACAGGCCAUCAAAGCUGGAGCAUGAGCAGACCCAUCCAAAGGAGAAACAGCCAUACAGCUGUCCAGACUGUCCAGAGAGGUUCGACAACAUUCACAAACGCAACACCCACCUCAAGCUCCAUAGAGGUCCGUAUAAGUAUGCCUGUGACACUUGUGGGAAGCGCUUCAGGGACAUCAUUAUGCUGAAGAGACAUAAACUCAUUCACUCUGGAGAAAAGCCCUUCAGGUGCCAGGUGUGCGAUCGUUCCUUCAACCAAAUUGGAAAUCUCAGCUCCCACAUGCGUCUCCACACCGGGGAGAAGCCCUUCAUGUGUGAGCAGUGUGGAGAGUGUUUCAACCACAACGUCAGCCUGAAGAACCACCUGAUGCGAUAUCAUUAUUCAGGUUUGUCUCAGAUGGAGACACAGUAGUGCCAAGUUGAUCCAGAGAACAGUGCGCUGUAUAGAGGGUGGAUGUUGAAAAGGGAGACAGUGUAACCAUCACAUGGUUUUGUUACUUUGAAGUUCUCAGUUCAUUUAUGGCUCUUACCUAGAACAACUAGGUAGUCAUACACCCUAAAUAGACUGAAUGAGCCAUACUAUGAAGCCAGUCUCCUGAAAAGAUGGAAUGACAUUAAUCUGAAUUACAGUACUGUCCAGCAUUGUUGGCAUGUUUGGUAAGAAUAAUGGGGGGAAAAAGCCCAUAAAAGCUUCACCGACUGGAUUUCUCCGGCUGGAUUUCUCACCCUUGUUCAAUAUAUAGCCGCAAAACAAGGCAUUUUUUCCUCAUUUCUUUAUUUCCAAAGGUGCCAGCAAUUCUGAAAAUCGCUGUGUGGGUUAUCCAUGUCAAUUUACCAGAUGACACUUUUGACACUUGAUUUUAUCACAGUUCUGGGAAUAGUAAGUUGUCUUGAGACUCUAUAACCAACUUCAGGCCAUGUAACCAAAACAGCAGCCCUAUGCCUGCUGGCUAAAUCAUAAAUUUAGUUAACCAUUUAUACAACCCCAUUUCCAAAAAAGCUGGGACGCUGUGCGUAAUGUAAAUAAAAAUAUAAUGCA
Molecule: messenger RNA, 2959 nt
Organism: Colossoma macropomum (tambaqui)
Lineage: Eukaryota; Metazoa; Chordata; Actinopteri; Characiformes; Serrasalmidae
Product: zinc finger protein 37-like
Exons: 5
Coding region: 92-2332 (746 amino acids)
Biological process (GO): regulation of transcription by RNA polymerase II
Cellular component (GO): chromosome
Molecular function (GO): chromatin insulator sequence binding
Source: RefSeq, a predicted model, not a curated record